AUGCUGGGGCUUCACACUGGGGAGCUCGUCUCCCCGGGCGACACGAUCGCCCUGCCAGGCUGGAGCCGCAGCAAUAUUCACCCCAGGGCAGCCCGCGAUCGGACACAGGUUCGGGGCGCGGUGGGAGCCGCCAGGUGCGCCAUCGGCCAGCCCCGAGGGGGCCCCGGGUCAGCUUCCCAUCCCUGGGCCUCCAGCGCCUCCCUGCCCUUUCGAGUCGCGCCGCCUCCCCUGACCAAGCCCCCCUUCGUUGGCCGCGCUCAGAGCCCUCUGCCCGCAGCCAGCGUCUCACCUGCGCCGAGCGCCUCCCGGCCGUCGGUCCGUUGCCUUGCUGCGCGCAGAGUGCAGCCGCCACCCAGCAGGUUUGACGGCCCCUCCCUCUCAGCCAGGCCGCCACCAACCGGCCCUCCCCGUUCCCGCUCCACCUCCCGCAACUGCCCGGGUGCUGGGCCUCCCGUCUCAAAGCCCGCGCUGGUCUCCACGCCCCUGACCUUCCUGCCCCAUUUUCCCCAGACUCCAGACACUCCCUCAGGCGUGUGCUCCCACAGGGGCCGGCCGGUCACCUCUGGCUGGCUGUGA
Messenger RNA from Rangifer tarandus platyrhynchus (Svalbard reindeer), 576 nucleotides. NCBI's taxonomy places the organism in Eukaryota, Metazoa, Chordata, Mammalia, Artiodactyla, Cervidae. The record is from the annotation of a GenBank genome assembly.